AUGGAGAACCCUGUGCCCCAGGUGCCCACCACCGCCAGGCCUGCCCACCUGCUCCUGGCUGCAGCCUGUGCCUCCAUCUCCUGCAGCCACCUUGGGAGGCCCCCUGAACAGGGUGGCCUUCAUCAGUUCUCCUGUCAAGACUCUCCUGAUGAGGUGUGCACAGCAGCGCCCGCUGAAGCCCACCUGCCGGACGGAGCCCACCUGCCCGGCGGGGAGCCCGCGGAAGAUGCUGCUCCCACCAAAUCCCCGUCGGCUUCUCUGGCUCCUCUACCUCUGGCCUCUACCCUGUCAGCAGAACAUCAAGACCAAUCUGACUUGAAGGGAACCCCACUGGGUACCAUUGCAAAGAGCUCACCUCCCAGUAAUGCCAUUGUGGCACUGCCCAGCCGAGCCAUCUCCCGAGUUGGCCACUCAAGCUGUCCCCUUCCAGCCCUGACCUGGUGGCAGGAGGCUGCCAGAGCCUUGUACCUCUCAACCUCAUCACAGCGCAAGUCCCAGCAAGAGCACCUGUCCCACCACCCACCCAAGGCCUCAUUCCGGGGAGACCCCACAGACAGGCAGGUAGAGCCUGGUAGCCUCGCAUUUGUCAACCCUGGAGUCCAGAGGCUGCUGGAGAUUCUGCUCACCAAGAGGGCAGAACUGAUGAUGUGGAAGGAGAAGGAAAAGGAGGGGUCACUUUCAAAACAAAUGGUCCCAGGAUGCCACCUGCGCUCUUUGGGGAGUAUGUGGAAGUCCCUGGGUGCUGAGCAGGACACCCCAACCCCCCAACCCCGCUGGAGCCUGAGGGACAAACAAGAGCAGGUGCCUGGUUCUCAGCAGUCACAUAUCAAGUUCCUGGAGGAGCAUCUCCAGCACAAAUGCAGCCAGCUCUUCUGGGGUCUCCCCUCUCUGCACAGCGAGUCCCUGGUGGCUACUGCCUGGAUGGGGACCUCUGGGGUGUCUUGCCCUACUGCCCAGAACAAAAAUAUCCCUUGCAUCCCAAAUGAAAUUCAACAUCUGGAAUGUUCCUUGUUGCAGAAGCAACAGAAAAGGGAGAAGGCUUUACCCUCUGUGACCAAAAGAUCUCAGGACGUCUUUAGCCAACCCACUCCCAACCUUCCCCAGCAUAGUGGGGUCUCCCAAGGCCCCGGGUCAGUUUCUGGUUUUCAGAGGGACUUUAUCAGCCCUAAUCUCCAGAAGCUACAUCUUCAAAAGGGGCUCGUGGAAGAUGAGCAGCGUGGUGGUCUGCACUUCAAGGUCCAGGUGUCUCUGGAAUUGAAGCAGCCUCAAGGCCAAGUGCCCCAGGUGUGUCAGGUACAAGAUAAGCAGGGGCCCUUGCAUGUCUCUGUGUUUGCAAGUAAAAGCAGCCAGGACCCACAGAAGAUGGAGUCCAGGCACCAGAGAAAGUCCCAAGGGAAGGGCCAGCCAAGCAAAGACGUCAGUAGGCGUCUACGGCAAUGUAGGAGGAAGAGGAGCCCAGAAGGUCUCUCCAGAGACUCAGCUACCUUUGUAGUGAAGGCUCUGGGAAUCAGCUCCAAAAAGAAGUCAGAAAGAGACUUGAAGCCCCCAAAGAGUGACUCAGGAACUUGCUUACCCAGAAGCACAGAUCAGAACCAUUUGGUCGGGAAGUUAGAGCAGAUCGAUCAGGACUUGGACCCUCUGAGAGUCGAUCAACCCUGGCUAGCUGACAACCAUGCUUUUCCCAAGGGCAACACUCACAUGGAAACCAGAAAUCCAGCAACUUCAGAGAGUCGGGAACAUUAUGUGAACACCUCCCGCGAGCUUUCCUUCCUCAGUCCCAGCACUCGACAGAUGCUGGAAGUACAUUUUCUAAAGUUUCAGGUGAGGUGCGAGUGUGGCCUGUCCCUCCCGGCCUUGGAGCCCAUAAAUCUCAAGCUACAUGAGGCUCAAUAUUCGCACCUUCCACAGUCGCCUUUGCCCGGUUCAGCUGCUUGUGUACCCGAGGUCCACUCAGAAGCCAAGUUCACCAAGGCCUUGGGAAAACCUCCUCAGGCCUUUUCAGAAGAGGUGAUAACAAAAGAGUCAGGUCGCCUCCCCACCACCUCUGCGAAUGCAAGUAAAAGCAGCCAGGGGUCCUUUGAGAAAAGCCAGACGUCCAUUGAAGGGACACCGUCUGGUUCUGGCCAUGGGCUCUCAGAGGCCCCUCGGACUAAAGAGGAGAACAGGCCGUCUUCUCAGUCCCUCACACCCAACCUCCGCGGAAAAACCCAGCAGAACGGUACUGUCAUGGCUGUCAAGAAAAAGAGCCCGAAGCCAAAUCCAAGUUCAACAGUAGCCAGGAAGGAGGCAAAGCAGGAGAAAGGGACUCAGACUCCAGAAGAUCCCUGCCAGAGACCAGCGAUACUAGAAAAGAAGGUAUCAUCCCACUCUUCAAGGGCUGAAGAGUCCAGGAAGGCAGUGGAGGCUGAGACGGAUCCUGCUUGGGAAGUCAUUGUGGGACCCAGCGUGCUGGGCUAUAUCCAAACCACUAAUAUGGAUAUGAAGAGAUCAGGGUCUCCAGGACCCACUCAAAGGUCCUCACCCCUUGCAAACUCAGUUGCCCAAGAUCUAAAAGAGCCAUGCCUUACAACAAAGAAGACCAGUAAGUAUGAGCUCCAAGGGAAGGUAGAGUCAGGGAGCCAGCUUCCAGACCACGCCCCUGGCUUGCUUCUUCCAGACUGUUACAGUGACGUAUUCCUGCAAGACUACGCCACCGGCAUGCUCAUCCAAGACGACGUCACCAACGUGCUCCUGCAAGACCCUCACACGGAUGUGCUGCUCGCUGCCGACAUCUUGGCUUCUCACUGGGCACUGUGCGGUUCCCAGGGGAAAAAAACCAGUGGGGACAUGCCAGCUGCCCAGGGGCCAUAUAACCUCAUAUGGAGUAGACAGAGCAGCCAGGGGCAGCAGGCACCCGGGAUAGCCAAAGUUAAGGCCCCCUGGCAGAGCCAAAGAGAAAUGUUGGUCCCCACUGAUCAGAGGGAGGACAAGAGGAGGCCCAAACCAGGACCGCACAAAGAAGGGCUGGCAGAACGGAGGACCUCACAAGCCAGAGGGAUGAGCCACCCCCCUCAUGUGAGGGGUAAAGGAGACACCCUCGGGAGGAAAUACCUCCAACGCCUGCCAGAGGAAGAAAUGGUUUUUGUAGAAUGCAACUGUACAAAAAAGAUGAGGCACUCUCUACAGGACAAAGGAUCAAAAGACCCCCUUCAAAAAGGCCUGCCUGCCUCAGCCAUUGGCCGGAGCCAGGAACCAGUCAAAAGCAGAUCGUGUGUGGACACUGGGCCCGCUGAAGCUCAGGCGAUCAUGACAGCUGUGGGGCAGAUCCUGGUGGAGAAGUUAGCAUGUCACCAAGAACUUCAUGGCCAGGAGUUCAAUUAG
Messenger RNA from Myotis lucifugus (little brown bat), 3360 nucleotides. RefSeq names its product spermatogenesis-associated protein 31E1. The record is from RefSeq and is a predicted model, not a curated record. NCBI's taxonomy places the organism in Eukaryota, Metazoa, Chordata, Mammalia, Chiroptera, Vespertilionidae. The transcript is spliced from 2 exons. Bases 1 to 3360 code for a protein of 1119 amino acids.